AUGAUGCGAUCCAUGGAUGCCGGUGGAGAAGAGAUCCCUGAUUUUAAGUGGGGUGUUAAGACAGGAGUGGGACGGGCAGAUAAAAACGUUCACUUCUAUGAAUCGUUUACCUAUAAGGGAAUCGAUUACCAGCUUUUUGACUGUGCUUGUUUUCAAGUCUUCUUGGGAGGAUAUGAGCCACGAUGGGAUGAGUUGUACUUGGCUUGUGGUGAUGGCCCAGGGGUUUACAAUAUAAACGAUGUGGAAGCAAUCUUGGGGAAAUGCAAUGUUUUAUGCGUAUCAAAUGACCGAAGAAACCCACAACCAGCAAGAAGUGAGUUGAGGAACGCUAACUACGUAUUCUCCCGCACCUUCAAUACAAGACUGAAUAUUGUAUCAGAAGACUUUACAGAUGCAAUAGCUGGAAUUAGAGUGGAGAAUUUCUUCAACAAGAUAAGAGAUAAACCGCCUCUAAAACGUCUAAACCCAAGCGCAGCUACCGGUUCCUGGCCUUCUCCAGUGAAGCCUUCUCGUUUAGAAUCGCGAUCAACAGAGUUAAGAAACAACGAUAACAAAGAUGGAAAGCAGACAAGUAGGAUAAGCAUGGUAAAGAAAGAUGUGGUUCUGAAGGACCGUGUUGUUCAUGUACCUGUGAAGAAGAACCCUCCUCUCUAUACUGAUAUCACGUCAAGAUGUCUGGAAAUUAAAACUAGAGCAUUAGGGAAUUCACUUGCUUCAAAUUCAUCACUCGAUUCCAAGCCUGCUACAAAGAGGAAGCUUAGACUCAGCACUCCAGAAAGAGAUGAUUCAGGCCCUGAACCAGGAGAGAGUAGAUUCAUCAAAAUGCCUCCUCUUGUAGAUAAAGCUCCUACUCAGAACAUUGGUAAAAGCAGCUGGUAUAAGAAACUGCCUUUUGAGGACGAACUAAAAGAAGCUACAGAAAACGACAGAGUGAUCUUAUUUGAGAACCUGGAACCAUCAUACUCAUCGCUGGAGGUGGAGUAUAUUUGUAGGCAAGCUUUCAACGAACGAGUUGGUGCAAGGAUGAUCCCAGCAAGUCCUGUGUCUAACCCACAUUAUGGGAGAGCUCUUGUGAUAUUUCAAACCACAAAGUCAGCUGAUAAUGCCAUGUCGCGGUUAGCUGAAGGGUGCCUGAUGUUAUCUGACGAGACUCGCGAGAGGCCUCUAGUAGGUAGCAGAUAUGGACCAAAGGAAGUUGAUGAAUGUAGAAGAUUUACUGGACAUCUUGGCUUGUUGGAUAAAGCUCAUAUGUCGUUUGAGAAGAGAAAAGCCGUUGCUACAUCACACUGCGCGCAGCCCAACCACAUUGUAUACGAGAUGGCGUGUGAAUGGCAUGCUCUACAGGGAAAGUCAGAAUUGCAGUGGAAGAGGCUAUUCGAGGAACAAGCCAAGGAUCUCAACAUCAUGAGGAGCAAAAACCCUUGA
Molecule: messenger RNA, 1425 nt
Organism: Eutrema salsugineum
Lineage: Eukaryota; Viridiplantae; Streptophyta; Magnoliopsida; Brassicales; Brassicaceae
Product: protein ANTI-SILENCING 1
Exons: 12
Coding region: 1-1425 (474 amino acids)
Molecular function (GO): RNA binding
Source: RefSeq, a predicted model, not a curated record